Messenger RNA from Trematosphaeria pertusa, 1919 nucleotides. RefSeq names its product WSC-domain-containing protein. The record is from RefSeq and is a predicted model, not a curated record. Bases 493 to 1572 code for a protein of 359 amino acids. Lineage: Eukaryota; Fungi; Ascomycota; Dothideomycetes; Pleosporales; Trematosphaeriaceae. The transcript has 4 exons.
CUCCAACCCUGCGCUCGCCUGCAUGCUCCUUGUCCUUUCCACAUCCCCCAUAUUAUCCAAUAAGCCUCCUGCAGUCCUUUCAUGGGUUUCUAUCCCAGCCGCUUCCCAAACGGCCGCUUCUCGGGACGCCCCUCCUGGCCACAACGGUCAGCGAACACGAGUGUGGUGCAUUGUUCCUAUCGGACCCUGCAGCUACCCUGCGGAAGCGAGCUCCAAAUAGGAAACUGUGCCUGUCGAUAGUGACGUUUUAGGUGCAUAGACAAGCCACGGACAGCUCAGGGUCUAGAUUUCCAGCCCGCCCGCGAUAUUCGCCCCUCAGACUGUCCGAUGUCUGCUCCCCGUGCAUGAUGUAUCGAUAUUUCGUGCAGGAACAUGCUCCGAGCUGAUCGCUAAGUACGAGGAUAAAGUAGUCCCUUUCCGUCCGUAAAUGCCUCCCUCGCUCUGCAUUGCUUCCGCACCAAGCCUCAGUACCUAGGCAGUGUUUCCGUCGCAAUGCUUCUCCUCAUGUCUUUGUACGCAUUGUUGAACCUGGCGGCCUUCGCCUCGGCGUCAGAGCUACUCUGGGCCAGGAACAACCCACCCCAGCCGCCAUGUGUCUAUCCAUACACCGAAUUCGUCUAUUCAGGAUGCUUCACAGACUCAGUCUCCAGCCGAGCGCUUCCAUUCAUGACUGAGAUGGAAUUCUACAAUGCCACUGUCGAGCAAUGCACCGCUUACUGCAAGGGUAAUAACUACCGCUAUGCGGGAUUGGAGUACUACGGACAAUGCUUCUGCGGCGCUAGCGUGUCGAGCCCGUCUGCCCCUGAAGAAGAAUGCAACCUUCCUUGCAACGGUGACAACAGUCAAGCUUGUGGCGGCGAGGACCGCAUCUCCAUUUAUCAGGACCCGACCUUCCCCGAUGCCGACGAUAUCGCCGAAUCUUCCGAUUAUAUGUCUCUCGGUUGCUACACUGAAGGAGCGAGCGGCAGAUCGCUCGACUACUCGCAAUGGGACUUCCUCGAUGCCGACACGAUGACGACCGAGACCUGCUUAACGGCCUGCGGCGCCAAAGGGUACCCCUUUGCGGGAACCGAAUUCGGACGUGAAUGCUACUGCGGUGUCGUCCUAGGUAACGGCACAACGCCUACAGACGCCAGCGAAUGCUCCACCCCUUGCACAGGGAACAAUUCACAGACCUGCGGCGGCCCCGAUCGCCUCUCCCUCUACGUCGCGAAGAACCUAGAAUCGACCGACCCUUGUGGCCCGCCAAUCAUUUCCUCUUCCAGCAUCCCCUCCUCCACGACGACGACGCCGCCGCCCUCUUCCACCUCGAAGUGCCACGGAUACCACUGCCCUAAGACGACGAAGACGUCAUCCACCCCAGCUAAGACGACGACGUCGAAGUGCGUCGGACUUUGGUGCCCGAAGACGAGCUGCAAGACGCCCACGCCCACGCCGCCGAAGUCUACGAGGAAGUCGUCGACGCUGAAGACGACGACGACGUCGUGCAAGACGACGCCUACCCCGAAGAAGUCGACGGCUAAGAGUACGCCGAAGCCUACUUCGACGAAGAAAUACGGAUGGAGGUGGUGAGCCUGAGCAUGGAUGGAGAUUAACAAGUAAUGAAUAGGAGGCUAGCACGAGGAGCUAAUAAGACAAGGCGUGUGCAUGCCAAAGGAAGGAUAAAUAUGUUCAUAAUGGGUAAUUCUAUAAUUCUCCGAUGCUCCCUUGUCCUUCAGCUUUCCCAUGUCAUCCCGCUCCUCAGUGCGUUCCACUCUGCGAUGGGUAAAUCUCUAGAUCGAGCGGAUUGGCCUUCAGUUAGAGGUUCUUAGUUAGGUGUGACUGGUGGCCGAUGGGGAUGUUAAGCAAAACACGAGAAACGGGGGUAACACACUGAGCGGUUCAUCGGAAAACACUCGCCAUCCAAAGACUGCAGUAUU